AUGAAUAAUAGUAAUAGUAAUAGUAAUAAUAAUAAUAUAGAAAUGAAUAAUAGUAAUAAUAAUAAUAAUAAUAAUAAUAAUAAUAAUAAUAAUAAUAAUAAUAAUAAUAAUAAUAAUAAUAAUAAUAAUAAUAAUAAUAAUAAUAAUAAUAAUAAUAAUAAUAAUAAUAAUAAUAAUAAUAAUAAUAAUAAUUAUAUACCAUUAUAUUUACAAAAAUAUAUUAUAAAGAUAUUAUGUAGUUAUAUUAAUACAAAUAAUAAAUUAGUAACAAUGCCAAAUGUAGAACUUUAUCGUAUUGAUGAAGGUGUAAUAAAGAGGUUAAUGAUGAAUUUAGCAUUGGUUUCAAAGGAAUGGUUUAAAACUUUAUCAAAUAAUUUAACAGUAUCAAUUGAUUUCAAUUAUAAAGAGAAUAAUAAUAAUAAUAAUAAUAUUGGUGAUGACAGAUAUUCUAUAAUUAAAAUGGAAAAUAUAAAAACUUUGAAAUUACAUUUUGACCAAAGACAUAAUCAAAUUUAUGAAAUGAUUGGUGGUAUUGAAAAACUUGAAAUACCAAUAAAAACUGUACAUAAAAAAUUAAAAAAAUUAAAUUUAUCAUCAACUUUAACAAAUACAAAUAUAAAUAAUAAUAAUAAUAAUAAUAAUAAUAAUAAUAAAUUAUUUAAUAGAAUUAUAAUUAGAAAUUUAUAUUUUGAUUUCCAAUUAUUACAAAAAUUUAUAGAUACAUUAUAUCAUAAAAAUAAUAAUUGUUUAGCAAUUGAAAAUAUAACUAUUGCAGAAUUAGAGAUUAAGAAAAAUAUUGGUAUUAGUGAUAUCAUUGCAUUAAAGAAAUUUGUAAAGAAAGUUAUAAGAUUAACACUUGAAGAUCCAUUUUCAAUGGAAGUAGUUUUAGAGAUAUUUAAAACAUGGUCAAAAUCAAUUCAAUAUUUUAUAAUAGAUGGUGAAAAUCCACCAAAUCUUCUUAGCAAAUUAACAGGUUUAGAUAGUAGUGGUAGUGGUAUUGGUAGUAGUAGUGGUAGUAGUAAUGGAAUCAACUAUUUCUCAAAUCAAUUAAAAGAAUUAAACGUUUGCAAAAUGCCAAUAACAAUUCAAGAAUUAAUUGAAAUUUUAAAAUCAAAUAGAAAUUUAAUAAACCUCUCUUUUAAUUUUUGUUUUGAUUCUUUAAUUUAUUUUUUAUCAACAGAAUCUGAAAAAUUAAAAGAUCAAUCAAUUAAAAGAUGUUCAUGUAAUAGUUUAUUUAAAUUUAUUGAUAAUAAUAUUAAUAAUAAUACUAAUAAUGAUAACGAUAAAAUUGAAAAAGAAUUAAUUGAAUUUGAAAAAUAUUGGAAACAAUUAGUUGAAUUAUUUUCAAAUCAAAAAUCAUUAACAUUUUUAGAGAUUGGUCAUGAUUGUGUAUUUAAUAAUAAGUAUAGUUUUAUGAGUUGGAAAGAAAAGAAACCAUUUCCAGAGAAUGUUGAUAAAAAACUUGGUAUAUUAAUUUCAUCAAUUCCAAAUUUAAAUAAUAUUAAAUUCUUUUCAGGAACAACAUGUGCAAAUCUUUUCUUUGAAAUUGCAAGUAGAAAUCAAUCUAUUACCUCAAUUAAACCAUCUGCAAUCAAUAGGUAUUGUAACCCUACAAAAUACUCUGAUGAUCUUAAAAGAUUAUGUGAAAAUUUCUCUCAUAUUCAAGAAUGUUCUUUAACAAUAUUACCAGAUAAUACUGUUUACUUUAAUUAUAAUAAAAACAAUAAUAAUAAUAAUAAUAAUAAUAAUAAUAAUAAUAAUAAUAAUAAUAAUAAUAAUAAUAAUAAUAAUAAUAAUAAUAAUAAUAAUAAUAAUAAUAAUAAUAAUAAUAAUAAUUAUAAUGAUAGUGAUAAUAAUAAAUAA
Molecule: messenger RNA, 1863 nt
Organism: Dictyostelium discoideum AX4
Lineage: Eukaryota; Evosea; Eumycetozoa; Dictyosteliales; Dictyosteliaceae
Exons: 1
Coding region: 1-1863 (620 amino acids)
Source: RefSeq, a predicted model, not a curated record